Molecule: messenger RNA, 2104 nt
Organism: Dunckerocampus dactyliophorus (ringed pipefish)
Lineage: Eukaryota; Metazoa; Chordata; Actinopteri; Syngnathiformes; Syngnathidae
Gene: orc5
Product: origin recognition complex, subunit 5
Exons: 14
Coding region: 657-2003 (448 amino acids)
Biological process (GO): DNA replication initiation; DNA replication
Cellular component (GO): nuclear origin of replication recognition complex; nucleus
Molecular function (GO): DNA replication origin binding
Source: RefSeq, a predicted model, not a curated record
CUGUGUGUGCGUGGCAUCAUUGCACACACGGCGUGUACUUGAUGAAGCAUGUAAUUGCAUCUGCAGUGCAAAAGUAAAUUCAUGUGUUUAUAAAUUGCAUAAAUAGCCGAUUAGUUUUACACAACUUAAUACAUUAAAUUAAUUCAAUGAUUCAUACAUUUGAAUUAACCCAAAAUACUUUUUAUAUCAUUUUUUCCCACACAACAUCAACGGUUUAACGCCUUUGCUUUUCCAGGAAUGCUAACCCGGCAAGAAAACUUCAUUACCCAUGAUUCUUCGAGAACAAUGCUUCGUUGUGAUUGGCCGUUUCCACCACGUGGUGCGUGACAUGAAGAACCGCGAAUCUUCUUUUUUGGUAACUUUGUCUGUUUAGCUAGCUUAGUCAUUUCUCACAUUUUUCUGUUAUUGAAAGGUCGUUAUCCGUGUUAAUUUAAGUUAACGACAGGUUGGCACCGCGUUUUUGAUGUCGAAUGGACGAAUUUACGGUAUCAUUCCUUGUUUUGUUCACAUUUGUACUGAACUUCUGGUGACGUUUUUGCGUCACUGUUAAAGUGCUUAAGCAGUUUAACGCUAGCUAAAGCAAGGUAGCAUGCUCAAGGUGUCUUUCUAAGCGAUAAACAACGUUUGGUUGGAUAAUUUGAAAGGGGGACACCUUCAUGUCGUCGUCGUCGUCGUCGUUUCUCCAGCAACCAGGCUAUGAGGAGGAGAGGCUACAGAGGGUGGCCGAGCAAGUGCCCUGCAGAGCGCUUCAAGCUGGGCUGCUGUUGUCGCUGAUGGGGGAGCCACAGCAGUACAGCUUCCCUUCAAUCUUCAUAUACGGUCAUCGAGCCUCAGGGAAGAGUCAUGUUGUCAACAUUCUACUGAAGGAACUGGAGUUGCCUCACGCUAACAUCAGCUGCGUCGAGUGCAUUUCCAUCGCCCUGCUCUUUGAACACGUGCUGCUGACCUUCUUUGGCCGGGACGCUGCCGCCACGCUCCCCCGCAGCCCGUCGUUAUCCGACUUUGUCCGCAUCUACAAGCAGCAUCGCUCCCCGUCCACCGCCACGGAGACGCGAUACAUCGUGUUGGAAAAAGCUGAGCUGCUGCGAGAUAUGGACGCUAAUCUCCUCCCGGCUCUCCUGCGUCUUCAGGAAUUGGUGGAGGACAACGUGAGCAUCAUCCUGCUCAGUGAGAUCGCGUGGGACACGUUCAGGCCGAGCACAGGCUGCUUUGAACCUCUUCUGCUCCACUUCCCUGACUACAGCAAAGCUGAGCUGCACCAGAUCUUGUCCCAGGACAGACAUCCAUCCUAUUCCGUUGAGUUCUACUCCUCCUACAUCAACAUCCUGCUGGGCGUCUUCUACGCCGUCUGUCGGGACCUCCGCGAGCUGCGGCACCUGGCUGCGCUCAACUUUUCAAAGUUCUGCGAGCCUUUGGAUGAAGGGAAAGUGAAAGAGAGCGACACACACAAGCUGUGGCGAAAUAUCGAGCCUCACUUGAAGAAGGCCAUGCAGACGGUCUACCUGCGUGAGGUGUCCAGCCUCCAGUGGGAGAAGAUGCAGGUGGAAGCUGAAGACGGGCCUGUGAGAGGCUUGUCGGCGCACACGCAUGUGGAGCUGCCUUAUUACUCCAAGUUCCUGCUGAUCGCCGCCUACCUGGCGUCCUACAAUCCCGCCCGCACCGACAAGCGUUUCUUUGUCAAGCACCACGGCAAAAUAAGAAAAGCUAAAAACUUCCUGAAGAAGAAUGAGAAGACCAGCAACCACCUGCUGGGACCCAAGCCAUUCCCUCUGGACCGCCUGCUCGCCAUUUUCUACAGCGUGGUGGACAGCAGAGUCGCGCCCACCGCCAGCAUCUUCUCUCAGAUCUCCUCCUUGGUGACCUUACAACUCUUGACUCAGGUCAGCCAUGAUGACCAGCUGGACGCCCCCAAGUACAAAUGUGCCGUCUCCAUGGAUUUCAUCUGCGCUAUAUCCAGGACGGUGAACUUUGACAUUGUCAAGUAUCUCUAUGACUUCAUAUGAGGCACUUAAUCUCUUCAUGGACGCUCUGAUUGGACUAAUAGAGAAAAAGACAGUCAGUUAUGUUGCUGCCACCUUGUGGUCAUUGAGUAAUAAAUCACUGA